Helicoverpa armigera (cotton bollworm) is the source of this 1915-nucleotide messenger RNA. RefSeq names its product organic cation transporter protein. Gene Ontology annotation, biological process: transmembrane transport. Gene Ontology annotation, molecular function: transmembrane transporter activity. The record is from RefSeq and is a predicted model, not a curated record. Bases 306 to 1847 code for a protein of 513 amino acids. Gene Ontology annotation, cellular component: membrane. NCBI's taxonomy places the organism in Eukaryota, Metazoa, Arthropoda, Insecta, Lepidoptera, Noctuidae. The transcript has 7 exons.
CGAGAUAUGUCUCGUAGGCCUUUCUUUAAUCGAUUUAUUUCCUUGUAAAAAUCGAAAUAAUGUCGUGAAUAUGUUUACAUGUGCAUACCGGUGAUUUUUAAUAGUUAACUCACAGUUGCGACUCUUGCGCACGUGAGUUCGGUUGCGGCAAAAAAUUACAGUGAAAUAAAUAAAAAUACAAAAAUCUUGUCUCUGGAAAAAAAAUGAAAUGAAAUCAUGGAAUUUCAAAUAAAUAGUAAUUAACAGUGAAUAAAUGUAACUGUGUUUUUUUUUUAAGUUUUAAAUAAAUAUUAGUGCUGUGUGCCAUGACUUCCGAAGAAAAAUCAACGAAAACCCAAUUGGACGAUGUUUUGGGCAAGUUUAAAAUGUUUGGGUCAUACCAUGGACAGCUGAUGCUGUUCAUUGGGCUAGCCUACGCCUCAAACUCAGCCUAUUGCUCAAACUAUGUGUUUGCAGUCGAAGAAGUUGGGUAUAGAUGCAAAGAUGAUUCCUUUGCAAAUAACACGUGCGGGUCUAUCAACGGGACAUACUGCAUGGAGUUUGUGUACGACAAGACUGACAGUUUUGUGGCUUAUUUUGAGCUAGCCUGUCAUGACUGGAAGAGAACUUUGGUGGGGACAGUUCAUAGCUUCGCUUACAUGGUUGGUCUACUCUUCGUAGGGCCACUAUCAGAUAGGAUAGGCAGAAAAGCGAUGAUAAUAGUGACAGGUGUAGUGGGCGGAGUCCUGGGCAUCGCCAGGAGUUUUGCCACUUCCUACUGGCUGUACAUCGUGCUGGAGUUCAUGGAGUCAGCCUUCGGAGAUAUAUGCUCACCGGCGUAUAUUUUGAAUAUAGAAAUAAUAGCCACAACAAAACGCGUUCCUUACUACAUGAUAUGCGGCAUCGGCUACUGCGUCGGCGGAAUCUUAAAGGCUUUCAUAGCCUGGAUGGUGCCUUCCUGGAGAAACUUCUUACGAGCCCUCUAUGCCCCAGCAUUACUCUUCUUCCUCUAUAUCUACCUCAUAGACGAGAGUCCAAGAUGGCUGCUAAUAAAAGGCAAGAAAGAAAAAGCUGUAGCUAUCAUAGAGAAGAUUGCAAAGAAAAAUAAAGUGAAGGUAGACCAAAGGGUCUUGGACAAUCUUGUUUGCGAUACCGAUAAAGAAGAGAAUGUGGAGUUUGGGACUGUUUUGAAGAGUACUUUUACUUCGUCUGCUUUGUUUAAAAGGUUCAUAGUCUGUGUGAUAUGGUGGACGACUUCUACUUUUGUAAACUACGGAAUGACGAUAACUUCAGUAUCUUUGGAAGGGAAUAUGUACUUGAAUUAUGCGUUAAUGACGCUUAUUGAGUUACCUGGCAGUUUUAUAGCCAUGUAUGUGCUCAUGAAGUUUAAGAGAAAAUUCCCGUUGAUUGCCAGCUUUUUGCUGGCUGGUGUGUUUUGUAUUGGCCAGCCAUUUUUACCCACAAAUAUGGUGUGGCUUUCCAUAACGAUGUUCAUGGUGAGCAAGCUGAUGGCGACCCUAUACUUUACUAUAACGUAUAUGUAUACUUCGGAACUGUUUCCUACGUAUACGAGGAAUUCUAUGCAUGCGUUAUGUUCGUCGCUGGGAAGAGUGGGGUCUAUUGUAGCACCGCAGACGCCUUUACUGACGGUGUACUGGGACGGUUUGCCAUCACUUGUGUUCGGGAUUUCAUCUCUCAUAGCAGGGUUAGCGACGUUCCUCGUCCCCGACAUCUCCAACGACGCAUUACCCGACACCGUAAAAGAGGCUGAAGCAAUAGGUUGUCAAGAAAAAACAAUAACAACGAAGGAAAAUAAAAUUGAUUCUAAUCUAAGUGUUGUUAAUAGAAGUUUUGAUUGGAAAGAGUAGCUAAAAUUAUUGAGAGGAAUAAAUUAAUGUUAUAUUGCGGUACAAUAAUAAAUUAUUUUUUUACAAUG